Molecule: messenger RNA, 1169 nt
Organism: Brassica rapa (field mustard)
Lineage: Eukaryota; Viridiplantae; Streptophyta; Magnoliopsida; Brassicales; Brassicaceae
Product: defensin-like protein 287
Source: RefSeq, a predicted model, not a curated record
UUAAAUCAAUAAUUAUGUUUGAAACUAUUUUUUCAUUUUUUUAUAUUUUUAAGUAUUUAUUUAUAUAUUCAUUAAAAUUCUGUAUUUUACAUUCUAAUAACUCUACUUUACCUCUCAAGUCUAAAUCAUAAGUCUAAAUUAGUUAACUCUAGAAAUAUAAAUAUCUUUUUAUAUUUCACUAAAGAUGAGGAUAAAAUUGGCUAAUGUAAACAUAAAAAAUAGUAUUAUAAAUAUGGUAUAUGUGGUAAUUUCCCAAGAUUCUAUCUAUAUAGCAUUUGUGUCCUGUAAAAUUAGAUUCAUUUAAAGUUGGUUCUUUGCUAAGUGUAAUUUAUUUUCUAUAAUAUUAAAUAUUUUUAAUAAAAAUAAAAUAAAGAUCUGCAGUAAAAAGGAGUAUCUAAUUAAUUUGGUCCUUCUUUUUGUUUUAACUUAUGCAAUCUUCUCUACUAAAGUCUAGAUCUUCGCUGCAUUUAAUGAUUAUUUUCGUUAAAUAUUAGAUACUAUCCUGUUAAUUUGAAGUCAAGAAUAUGUCAUAUGAGUAAUGAUUUAAUUUGUUGCUUGCACUUAUUCUCUAAAAUAUUACCAAAUUUAAGAUAUUUUUAAUUUUAUAACAUACUAUUAAUUAUAUUUACUAUUUUUAAAAAGUCAAAACAAUUAAAACAUUUUAGGCAACAAAGUAACUUUUUGACCCAUCAUGCUCGUAUUUAUACCCCCUACAAUUGUGGUGUACAUCAUUAAACCAAAAUCAUCCUCACUAACACCGUUUUGAACAAACUACACAAGAAAUUAUUUCACAACUCAGAAAAUAUGAACAGUCCUCGCGUAACUAUUGCAGUAUUCUUGGCAGCAAUUGUUUUUACUGCAUCUUUUUCACAUUUUGUGGUGGAGGGUAAGAAAGAAAUCAUAAUCUCAUUCAAAUGCAAACAGAAAUCAGAAUGCUUAACAAACAUUGCUUGCCAGGCUUGUGUUGAUUGCCGAUGCGAUAAUGGAAAAUGUAGAUGUCAUGGUUUCAAAGAAGAAAUCGCGAAUCCAACAGUUUCUUCAUUAGGAUCUUGAUUAACUAAUUAAUUUCCUAUGUAAACUAUCAUUUUAUUCGUAAUGCAAAAUAGUAAUUUAAAAUAAAAGAAUAAUUUUGGUCUAAAUUGAGGUUAUUUAUUUAUAUUUUUUCUCUA